AUGUCCUCGACCUACUUCACCGAGCAGAAGGCCUCCGACUACCCGCCAAGCGACGCCGUGCUCCGUACGUCCAACUCGCUUUCCCACUUCCUAUACUCCGAAUGCCCCACGCCUGUCGAGCUGACUGCAGCCGUCUUCGGCUUCUUCCCCGAGGCUCCUCCGCCCAAGACUCCGCUUGCCGAGUAUCGCGUCCUCUCGCCGACCGCAUCGGUGCGCGUGUCACCCCUUUGCCUCGGUGCCAUGAACCUGGGCAACCAGUGGGCCGGGCUCGGGAGCAAGAUGAGCACUGCGGACGCGUUUGCGUUCCUUGAUGCGUUCUACGACGCCGGGGGCAACUUUAUCGACACCGCGAACUCAUACCAGGCCGAGCAGUCCGAGCGCCUGAUUGGGGAAUGGAUGCAGGCCCGCCAGAACCGCGACUCCAUUGUUCUCGCGACCAAGUUCUCCUGGUUCUACCACUACCGCAUGGACCGGGUCGACCCGGGCGUCAACGUUAAUUUCCAGGGCAACAGCGCCAAAAGCCUGCACGUGUCGUUCGAGGCGUCGCUGCGCAAGCUGCAGACCGACUACGUCGACAUCCUGUACGUGCACUACUGGGACUGGAGCGCGAGCAUCCCCGAGCUCAUGGGCGCACUCAACGACCUCGUGCGCCAGCGCAGAGUGCUCUACCUCGGCGCGAGCGAUAUGCCCGCCUGGGUCGUGGCGGCCUGCAAUGAGUAUGCCAAGGCGCGCGGCAUGGCCCAGUUCGUCGUCUUGUUCUCCCUUGCUGACCGCGCUGUGGAGGAGGAGGUCAUCCCCAUGCUCCGUCACCAGGGCAUGGCCCUCGCUCCCUUCGGCGUGCUUGGGAGUGGCAAGUUUAAGAGCCCAGAGGCUCUCCGCGAGCAAGAGGUGCGCGGGACGAAGGCGACCGAUGCAGAGAUCAAGCUCGCCGAAGUCCUCCAGGGCGUCGCUGACGAGCUCUCCACCAGCGACAUGAAGGUGACCGUACCUGGCGUCGCGCUCGCGUGGUCCCGUCAGAAGUACGAGCACAGCAUCCCCCUCAUCGGCGGGCACAAGAUCGAGCACCUCAAGUCCAACAUUGAGAUGCUCCGCAUCAAGCUCACACCCGAGCAGAUGGCCACCAUCGAUAAGGCAAGCCCUCACCACCACAUGUGGCCCCAGACCGUUAUCGGAGGCGACCCACGCGGCCUCGGCGGCAAGUCGGAUAUGGCCAUGAGUUCGCUCGGCGGCCACUGGUCCCUUUGA
Trichosporon asahii var. asahii CBS 2479 is the source of this 1245-nucleotide messenger RNA. Its product is annotated as aryl-alcohol dehydrogenase. The transcript has 3 exons. NCBI's taxonomy places the organism in Eukaryota, Fungi, Basidiomycota, Tremellomycetes, Trichosporonales, Trichosporonaceae. Bases 1 to 1245 code for a protein of 414 amino acids. The record is from RefSeq and is a predicted model, not a curated record.